Molecule: messenger RNA, 1140 nt
Organism: Lontra canadensis (Northern American river otter)
Lineage: Eukaryota; Metazoa; Chordata; Mammalia; Carnivora; Mustelidae
Product: zinc finger protein 397-like
Biological process (GO): regulation of transcription by RNA polymerase II
Molecular function (GO): RNA polymerase II cis-regulatory region sequence-specific DNA binding; DNA-binding transcription factor activity, RNA polymerase II-specific
Source: RefSeq, a predicted model, not a curated record
AUGGGGACGGCGACCGCGCGUGCCGAGAGCGCAGAUCGUAGACAAGCCCAAACCUCCGGUUUCUACACGAAAAGCCCAGAGACUUCACCCCGACUCCACUGCGAGUCCAGUGAGUUUUCCCUUGAGCCGUCGCUGCCUGUAACCCUGACUCCUGUCGUUCAAACUCCCGGUGAAAGGAAAGGUUUGCACCAUUUCAGGCGGUUCUGCUACCGAGGACCCCACGAAUUUCUAGGCAGGCCCCAGGAUCGUUGCCGUCAGUGGCUGAAGCCAGAUGUGCGCACAAAGGAGCAGAUCCCGGAGCUGCUGCUGCUGGUGCUGGAGCAGUUCCUGACCAUCCUGCGGGAGGCGCUGCAGGCCCGGGUGCGGGAGCAUCAGCCGGAGCGCGGGGAGCAGGCUGUCACCAUGCUGGAGGACCUGGAAAGAAAGAGAAAUGCACAAGUUUCCGCCCAUGCUCUGGGACAGGAAAUCCUUUUGCACACAGUGACCCUUCAGAUACUAGAUGAAGAAUCUUCAUGCACAUGGGUUAAGCCCCCAGCAAUCCAGUUCAAAGGCACAGGACCUGAGCCCCAACCAUCACAGAAAGGAGACUGCGGGCAAGCCUUCUGCCAUACUUCAGACCUCAGUGAACGUGAGCAAUUCCACAGCAAAGAGAAACCUUAUGAAUCUAAUGAGUGUGGGAAAACCUUCAGAAGUCACACUGGAGAGAAGCCCUGUAAAUGCGGUGAGUGUGGUGAAGACUUCAGUCAGUGCUCGGGUCUUCGUAAACACAGCUUAGGAGGGAAGCACGGGAACCACCCUGAGCCAAGAAAAUGUAAGUGUGAUGAGUGUGGGAAUUCCUUUACUCAGUCAACUGGCCUGCAGAACCAUAAAAGAAUCCAUACUGGGGAUAAAACCUGCCAGUGGUCUGAGUGUGGGAAGCCCUUCACAAGGGGAGAGCAUCUUAUCGAACACCAGGGGAUUCACACCAAGGUGAAGUCCCAUCAAUGUAAAGAGUGUGGCAAAGCCUUUAGUCAGAAGACGGGUCUGAGUCACUGUCUCAGAAUCCACACAGGAGAGAAACCUUUUGAGUGUUUGAAAUGUGGGCAGGUCUUCAGUUGGAAGCCAGAUCUCAAUAAACAUAAGAGUCUGAGGGAACUCUGA